AUGUCCACCAACUCUGUUCCUUCCGACUACGUUCAAGGCUUUGCGCGGCUCGUGGGAUCGGUCAAGACGGCGGUCGACGAGUACAACGCGGCUUUCAGGAAGGAUAACCUCGUGUUCCUGGCGCCUAUUUUGAACGAUGAGUACAAGAUCGACAAACUCCAGCUUGUCAGAGACGAAGCGCGUUCUAAUGAAGGUGACGCUUCCAGCACGGCAGGAUGCCCUUCAUCACCUUCUGAGCCUUUCACUGGCGACGAUCGCACGGCGAAAUCGGUCACAUUUGCGCCUGAGGAGCACCUCAUCAGCGAACACGGAAGCGUCUGCUCGUCUCCUAGGGCUACAAGUCCCUCUCGACCUCUGACGGAGCCGAUUGUGAUCGACUCAUCCUCAGAUAUCGAUUCUUCGACAGUCGGUCCUUCUUCCGACACAGAAUUUGUGAAUGAGAGUUGGCCCCCCGAUUCGAUCACCGUGGACCGUUAUCAUUCCACCGAAGUCAGGUCGCGAACUUCGCGUUCGAAGAGCAGGAUCCCCGAAGACGAGCGCUCAGCACCCCGAGUUAGGGACUCAACAAAUGGAUUCGGUUUCAUUCGACCUUCUGCUGUGCCCAGCCGUGGAGAGUCCCCUAUCAACGUUUCCAGAAGUCGGGUCAUUUCUAUGUGUCGCUCAGAGGCUCCUCCCCCGAGUGAUCGCAGUCAAACAGUCAGACUCAGCCCGAAUCUUCCCAUGGAUGAUACUCAGACUAGCGCCAACCCCUUCAUCGAAGACGAAACAGGGCAACGCGUGAAGAGCUCUACCACCAAUGCUCAAGAAGAGGGCCAGCUUCUCGAAGAUGGCGACGUCAACUCGCAACAGACGUCCCACAUUGACCCCGAAGUAAACCAACACUUCCAGAGAUCACCGGCUGUCAGUCCCUCUUCUCGAGAUAAUGCCAUCUUCGCUCCCGCCUCCGGUGGAAAGUCGCCCGUCACCCCCGCUGAACGCGAUACCGCCAUCGACGCUCAAAAAUCUCCGGCAGUGAAGGCACGUGCUCGCACACCUCCACCGCAAAGACACCCUCGCCGCAACCCAAACGGCCAUAGAAAGUCUCAUCAGCCCUGGCAGAAUGUUGGAAGUGACAGCAUGCGUGGCGGCAGCCGGUGCGUCCAGUCACGGCCCUCCGCACGCUGGUCGCCGAUCCUACCUUGGUCACCAAACCGGAAGAGGGCGAUUGAGGCUUCCUGGCGUCAGACACUUGACUUCACGAUUCGUGGAAUGGAUAUCAGCAACGGGCUUUUCACUGAUCGCGGCGAUGACUCUGAUGAUUGA
This is a messenger RNA of Colletotrichum karsti, 1302 nucleotides long. RefSeq lists its product as uncharacterized. The record is from RefSeq and is a predicted model, not a curated record. The coding region runs from base 1 to 1302 and encodes 433 amino acids. NCBI's taxonomy places the organism in Eukaryota, Fungi, Ascomycota, Sordariomycetes, Glomerellales, Glomerellaceae. The transcript has a single exon.